Sesamum indicum (sesame) is the source of this 3139-nucleotide messenger RNA. RefSeq names its product protein transport protein SEC23 E. The record is from RefSeq and is a predicted model, not a curated record. Lineage: Eukaryota; Viridiplantae; Streptophyta; Magnoliopsida; Lamiales; Pedaliaceae. Gene Ontology annotation, biological process: COPII-coated vesicle cargo loading; COPII-coated vesicle budding; intracellular protein transport. Gene Ontology annotation, cellular component: COPII vesicle coat; endoplasmic reticulum exit site. Gene Ontology annotation, molecular function: GTPase activator activity; zinc ion binding.
AGUCCAUCCUCCCUAUUUUUACUGUGGCUAAUCUCUUUCACAUACACAACACGCACUCUUGUCUCUCUUUCUUCCUCCUUCCCCGCGGUGUGACCCCUAUCUUUCAUUCUCUCAACUCUCCUCUGGGGUCGCCCAAUCGCAAAUUUCCGCAAAAACCCUUAUCAAGGAAACCCUCAAUUGCAGAGUUUACCCAAAACCCCAUCAAUUUUCUUAAUCAGAAACCUAAUUGAAGGAGAAUUGCUUCAUCAAUGGCCGCGCCGGAGCUAGCUCAAACCGAUCCGGAGGGAAUUGAAGGAGUCCGGAUGACAUGGCUUAACUGGCCGCGAUCCAAGGUGGAGGCCUCGAAGUGCGUGAUCCCGAUCGCAGCCUCGAUUCAGCCGAUCCGCCCACACGUGGAUCUGCAGAUCCUUCCUUACCCUCCUCUCCGAUGCAAGACGUGCUCGGCUGUGUUAAACCCAUUUUGCCGCGUUGAUUUCACCGCCCUCAUAUGGAUCUGUCCCUUCUGCUUUCAAAGAAACCAUUUUCCGCAGCAUUAUUCAUCGAUUUCGCAAACGAAUGUGCCUGCCGAAUUGUACCCUAAUUUUCCCUCAAUUGAAUACUCAAUCCCAAAUUACCAGAAUCCGCAGAAUUACAACCCUGCUGUGGCUCCUUCUCCGAUUUAUUUGUUUGUUUUAGAUACGUGCAUGAUCGAGGAGGAGUUGGAGUUUGCUAAAUCGGCACUGAAACGGGCCAUUGGAAUGCUUCCCGAUAAUGCCAUGGUUGGGUUUAUUUCGUAUGGUACACAGGUCCAAGUGCAUGAAUUGGGGUUCUCAGAGAUGUCAAAGGUUUAUGUUUUUAGGGGAUCGAAGGAGCUGUCAAGAGAUCAGGUCUUGGAGCAGUUGGGUCUUGGUGUUUCUGGUGGUAGACGAGCCGGUCCGGGUAUCCAAAAGGGUGGUGCUGGACCUAGCCCGACGGCUGGGGCUGGUCCCAAUACAGGGAUUAACCGGUUUCUGUUACCAGCUUCUGAAUGUGAAUAUACACUAAAUUCGUUGUUGGACGAAUUAGCCACAGAUCAAUGGCCAGUGACACCAGGGAACAGGGCAUUGAGGUGUACAGGAGUUGCACUGAGUGUUGCAGCUGGUUUACUUGGGGCAUCUACAGCAGGAACUGGUGCACGGAUUAUUGCUUUAGUGGGGGGUCCAUGCACAGAAGGUCCUGGAGCGAUCGUAUCAAAAGAUUUGUCUGAUCCAGUCCGUUCACACAAGGAUCUUGACAAGGAUGCAGCACCAUUUUUUAAAAAAGCAGUCCAUUUCUUUGAUGAACUUGGGAAACAGUUGGUUAGCCAGGGCCAUGUGUUGGAUGUCUUUGCCUCUGCACUUGACCAGGUUGGCAUUGCUGAGAUGAAGGUUGCCAUUGAAAAAACUGGUGGACUUGUUGUUUUGGCUGAAAGUUUUGGCCACUCUGUUUUCAAGGAUUCUUUCAAGCGCAUUUUUGAAGAUGGUGAACAGUCUCUCGGGCUUUCUUUCAAUGGCACCCUGGAGAUUAACUGCUCAAAGGAUAUAAAAGUCCAAGGAAUCAUUGGGCCAUGCACAUCAUUGGAGAAGAAAGGGCCUGCUGUUGCUAACACAGUUAUAGGACAGGGGAAUACUACAGCUUGGAAGAUGUGUGGCCUUGACAAAAAUACUUGCUUAACUGUUUUCUUUGAUGUUUCUUCAAGUGAAAAGUCUGAUCCUGCAGGGUCGAAUCCCCAAUUAUACAUACAAUUCCUCACAAGUUACCAGAGCCCUGAUGGCCAGAUGCGCCUGAGAGUCACAACUGUUACUAGACGAUGGGUGGAUAGUACUUUGGGCAACGAGGAUUUAAUUCAAGGAUUUGAUCAAGAAGUUGCCGCUGUAGUAAUGGCUAGACUAGCUUCUUAUAAAAUGGAGAUGGAGGAAGGUUUUGAUGCAACAAGGUGGUUAGACAGGAACCUGAUUCGUCUAUGUUCCAAAUUUGGUGAUUAUCGGAAAGAUGAUCCAGCCUCAUUCACGUUAAAUCCCUGUUUUUCCUUGUUCCCACAAUUCAUGUUUAAUCUGCGGAGGUCACAGUUUGUCCAGGUGUUUAAUAAUAGUCCGGAUGAGACGGCCUAUUUCCGCAUUUUGUUGAACCGGGAGACUAUAAGCAAUGCUGCAGUCAUGAUUCAGCCAUCACUAAUAUCAUAUGCUUUUAAUUCAUUGCCUGCACCGGCUUUACUCGAUGUUCAAUCUAUUGCAGCUGAUCGCAUUCUCUUACUGGACUCGUACUUUAGUGUAGUUAUUUUUCAUGGAAUGACAAUAGCUCAAUGGAGGAACAUGGGCUACCAGAAUCAGCCAGAACAUCAGGGUUUCGCGCUGUUGUUACAAGCUCCACAUGAUGAUGCGCAAUUAAUAAUUCGCGACCGGUUUCCUGUACCAAGACUUGUCGUCUGCGAUCAGCAUGGCUCUCAGGCAAGAUUCCUGUUGGCAAAGUUGAACCCUUCAGCCACAUACAGCAAUGCACACGAGAUGAUGAAUUCUGGCUCAGAUGUGAUCUUUACCGAUGACGUCAGUCUACAAGUAUUUAUUGAUCAUCUUCAGAGGCUGGCAGUCCAAGCUUCUUGAGAAACUGAGACAGUUAUGAUAUCAUUUCCCAAGUGGUUUUUCUUGGAUUUUAUGGAAAUCUUGGAGUGAGUUAUGCCUCUUGUUCCCUCUGCAAAUCGAUUCCUUAUUGUCCUAAAAUUGCAAGAAUGAAGUCAAAUCCUUGUGCACUUUGAACAAUAAGGAAACACAGUAGCUAUUGCUUUGGGGCUGUGAGAGGUUUUUGCUUCAUUUGGAAGCUCAAUUCCUUUGUAACUUAAAAUAGUAUGGGAAAAAAAGGGUAUAAUUGUAAGGUAGAAAAGACAUUUUUUUUUUGCUUUGAGGGCAGGGUUUAUAAUUAGUAGUAUUUCCCCCUUAUUCUACAUUGUGUCUCUCUGCGUGGAACAUAAGACAUUUUUUGUUUUUGAAUUAAAAAUAUGCUGAGGUUAGAAAGCUAGGACUCGAGGUUCUUUGUUACAUUUUGAUUUGUAAUACAAUGAUAUGUUCCCCAACCCCUCUACCCCAAUCUAUGCCAGACUAGUUUAUUACCCUUGCAGACGGCAAUAAAUGUUUUCAAAGUUCACUUA